ACAGCCAACUGACUGUUUCUUAACGUUGGGACAAACAUACGUUUCUUUGUUAUAACUGGACAUUAAACACGGCUGUGGCUGUCUAACCGAGUCUCAGAUGAGGAGGUGACCUGAGAGCUGCAGACCUGUCAGCGAUGGAGGAUUUUUGGGGUUUGGCUGUGCAGCUUCUCCACGUCUGGAUGUUCGUGGUGUUUUUCCUCAUCAUGCUGCCCGCCAUGUUCGGCCUCUCUCUGGGGGUCACCGGGGUCUACAUCCAGGUCCUGGUCCACAUCCUGGAGUGGGCCACGUUACGGAUCCAGAGAGGACGCCAGCAGCAGCCCAGCGUGCCCGUACCGCUGCCCAACGGGAUUAUUGAGCAUGCCGGGGGCUCGAUGGAGGAGGAGAUGGGGCGACUGCGUUCUGGCUCGCUGGCGGAAGGCAAAUUUUGUCUGAGCGAUGUCUUCUACUUCUACAAGAAAGGUGUGGAGAGCAUCGUGGACGAUCAGGUGACGCAGCGCUUCUCGUCUGAGGAGCUGAACUCCUGGAACCUGCUGACCAGAACCAACCAGAACUUCCGCUACAUCAGCCUCCGCCUCACCGUGAUCUGGGGGCUCGGCGUCUUCGUACGCUACAGCGUGCUCUUCCCCCUCAGGAUUACUCUGGCUACCAUCGGCCUCUCGUGGCUCGUUAUCGGAACCAUUCUGGUCGGAUUUCUACCUGAGAGCAGUGUGAAGAACUGGCUGAGCGAGCUGGUCCAUCUGACCUGCUACAGGAUCUGUGCCAGAGGACUUUCAGCCACCAUCGUUUACCACAACAGAGAAAACAAACCUCAGAAAGGAGGGAUAUGCGUGGCCAAUCACACCACUCCCAUCGACGUGGUCAUUCUGUCCAACGACGGCUGCUACGCCAUGGUGGGUCAGAUCCACGGAGGCCUGAUGGGCGUCCUGCAGCGCUCCAUGGUGCGGGCCUGUCCUCACGUCUGGUUCGAGAGGUCAGAGAUGAAAGACCGCCACGCUGUGGCCAGCAGGCUGAGAGCGCACGUCGCAGCCAAGACCAAACUUCCCAUCCUGAUAUUUCCUGAAGGAACCUGCGUCAACAACACGUCAGUCAUGAUGUUCAAGAAGGGAAGCUUUGAGAUCGGAGGGACCAUUUACCCCGUCACCAUCAAGUACGACGCUCGUUUCGGCGAUGCCUUCUGGAACAGCAGUAAAUACAACAUGGUCAGUUACCUGCUGAGGAUGAUGACCAGCUGGGCCAUCGUGGUCAACGUGUGGUACCUCCCCCCCAUGACCCGACAGGACGGUGAAGACGCAGCUCAGUUUGCCAACAGAGUGAAAUCUGCCAUCGCUCAUCAAGGAGGACUGCUGGACCUGGCCUGGGAUGGAGGGCUGAAGAGAGGGAAAGUGAAGGAUUCCUUUAAAGAGGAGCAGCAGAAGCAGUACAGCAGCAUCAUCGCUGGACCGAAGGAUCAAUAAUAAUAAUAAUUGAUCAUAAU
Molecule: messenger RNA, 1474 nt
Organism: Sander lucioperca (pikeperch)
Lineage: Eukaryota; Metazoa; Chordata; Actinopteri; Perciformes; Percidae
Gene: gpat3
Product: glycerol-3-phosphate acyltransferase 3
Exons: 13
Coding region: 135-1454 (439 amino acids)
Biological process (GO): triglyceride biosynthetic process
Cellular component (GO): endoplasmic reticulum
Molecular function (GO): glycerol-3-phosphate O-acyltransferase activity
Source: RefSeq, a predicted model, not a curated record